CAAAAGAAAUUGCUAUCCGACAAAUACGACACUUUACCAACCGAACACGAGAAAUCGAAAAUUAAAAUCAAAACACUAGAAAAAACAGUGGAACACAUAAGCAACAAGUGUACAUUCUUGGAAAAAUGCAACGGCGCCCUGGAACAACGUGUGCACGACUUUGAGCAGUCAACUCGUAAACAUAACAUCGAAAUCGUAGGUAUAGAACAGCUGCCGGGAGAGAAUGUGAAAGAAGUAGUAACGAAGAUCGGAAAUAUGAUUAAUGUCAGUAGCGAUGAUAUCGAUUUUGUGAGAAGAAACCAACCUAGAAAACAAGGAGUUAAAACAUCAUCAAUAAUCGUAGGAUUCAAAUUUUCUGGCACCGAGUCACGUGACGCCUGGCUGGCUCAACGUCGAAAGCUCGCGGAUGUAACGAGUGACAAAAUAACCGGUGGUACUAACAAUAAUAAGAUAUAUAUUAAUGAAGACCUCACUAAGGCGACGAGAACACUGCUACGGAAAACGAAGAAAGAACUAAACAAUAAAUACAAGUACAUCUGGGUGUCCAAAGGUAAAAUGUUGGUCAAGAAAUCAGAAGACGAGAACUCAAUCUGGGUAAGAUCUGAUGGCGACGUCAACGAUCUACUCAAAACAUAAACAUAGGUAUGUUGGAUUAUGUUAUGUACUUAGUUUAUUUUCUUAAUGUUACAUUUACCUACUCACCUAAGUACCUACUUAUAAUUCCCCAUAAUAUUCACAUAUUAAUUGUUUAAUUCACGCCCGCAAACGACAUCGAUAUAAUCAUUGAUAAUACAGUUACAUCAGUAGAAAUAGAAAAUUUAGAUAUGUGGAUAUCAUCCAUAAAACGUAAUAGCUGUCUAUGUAUAUUGCAUUUAAAUAUUAGAUCCUUAAAAAAGAAUUUCCACGAACUAACAGUUACCCUACAUAAUAAUUUAAAAUACAUUGAUGUUAUAAUUAUAACAGAACCGAACAUUAACUUUUCCAUGAUACAACUUUAUAAAAUUGAAGGUUUUAAUAUUCAUUGUUUAACAAGAACGGGGCGAACCGGGGGAGGAGUACUAGUUUACACACGCGACUCAUUGAAGGCUCGAGUAAACGAGACGGAAUACACACGAAACCUACAAUCGGCGGAGUGCGUUUCCAUUGUGCUCGAUAACUGCGGGAGUGAUCCGGUUUAUUUGUUAUGUAUCUAUCGUCCUCCAAAAAUUAACAGGAAAGAUAAAAUAAAACAAUUCCUCGAAGAAUUACGUAACAUAUUAGAUAAAAGUUUUUCAACACGAGAUAACUUAAUUAUGUGUGGCGAAAUAUUAACCUCUUAAAAGAGCAGGAUAGGCGGGUAAUGGAAUAUGAAACUUUAUUAGCUGAAUUCGGACUAGAUGCAUAAAUAAAAUAACACGUAAAGAAAUUAUGAAAGGGAACAUUGUCGAAUCAUGUCUAGAUCACAUUUACAUAAGGAUACCAUCCGCACUUAUCCAUUCCGCGGUAAUACAGCAAAAAAUAUCGGAUCACUUCUUAGUAACGGCCGCAGUGCAGUGGAACCGCGCGCCGCGGAAUAACGCACGCGCUGGCAACAGCGCACCGAGCGGGCGCGAGCCGCGCGGGCGGCCGGCCGACGAGCGGAGUCGCCGAAAUAUACCUACCGCGCAUCGUCGCCGCAUUCGUGAUAAUCGUUUGGUUAGAGAAAAUCACACUACCUUAAUUACCGUAACAACACAUGUAUUUACACUACUGUACUACAUAACAAACUAUAGUAAAUUUCCUAACUAAGAAAUGUAUCCGAUGACUAACUACCUAAACAUGCUAAUAAACAUACA
Messenger RNA from Spodoptera frugiperda (fall armyworm), 1814 nucleotides. RefSeq lists its product as uncharacterized. Lineage: Eukaryota; Metazoa; Arthropoda; Insecta; Lepidoptera; Noctuidae. The transcript has 2 exons. The annotation marks the transcript as partial. The record is from RefSeq and is a predicted model, not a curated record.